This is a messenger RNA of Coffea eugenioides, 2962 nucleotides long. RefSeq names its product polygalacturonate 4-alpha-galacturonosyltransferase. Gene Ontology annotation, molecular function: polygalacturonate 4-alpha-galacturonosyltransferase activity. Bases 364 to 2430 code for a protein of 688 amino acids. The record is from RefSeq and is a predicted model, not a curated record. The transcript is spliced from 10 exons. NCBI's taxonomy places the organism in Eukaryota, Viridiplantae, Streptophyta, Magnoliopsida, Gentianales, Rubiaceae.
AAAUAAAAAAAAUCGAAGUCCCAUCCUCCGACGAAUCUGAGAUCGUUCUUCUUCUUGUUCUUCUGUUUCUUGGUCUUACGUAAUCUUUUACAGUUCCAGUCUUCUUCUACUAUUUCUGUUUCCCGCAAAAACCCACCGAAUUUAUUCGUUUGUUUUCCCAUAAAAGUUCCUCAAUUUUUUUUUCUCAUCUUACUAAAUCAAGAUACGUAUAAAUCAAUCAAUCUGCAGCUUUUUAUACAUAUAGGAAUGUGUAAUGAAGGAAUGUGAUUUUUAACUGGGGCGAGGGUUUUGUUGUAUUAGGUUAUCAAUCUUAUGGUUUUCAUUGUUAUUUGAGGAAGAUUGGGAGGAGUGCGGAAAUAGUAAAUGGGGACUAAUAAAAGGGGAAUAACGGUGGCCGGGAAGAGCAGCAAAGGCGGUGGCUAUGGAUCUCGGCUCCCCGGGGCCGCAAUCCUCAUUUUUUGCUUAGUUGUCUCUCCCUCCUUCCUCUUCUUGGUUGGCCGCGGAAUCUUUUAUACCAGCUCAACCGAUCAAGACAAAAUCUCAACUAGUUCUAGAAAUCAGGAUCUUGAUUGGAGAGAGAGGCUGGCAUUGCAACAUGUUAAAUCUCUACUUACAAGAGAGGUGAUGGACGUCAUUAAAGCCAACACAAAUGAUUUAGGGCCGCUAAGUCUUGAUUCUUUCAGGAAAACCAACCUGUCUGCAUCAUGGAAAUUCGUUGGACAAGAAACUCCUGCUGAGAAUAGUGCUUUGUCUUUUGAGAACAAUCAAAGAGGUGCGGCUAUUAAACAUGAUAUUUCUAGAAAUAAGGUUGAUGCCUCUUUAGAAGAGGAUCGAUCUCAAGUUAUUGAUGCACCUGCUAAAGUAGCAAGAAGGCAACUGAGACAGAAACGGCGUGAAAAACGUGCUGCUGACUUGGUAAAACAAGAUGAAGAAGUAACUGUGAAGCUUGAAAAUGCAGCCAUAGAACGGUCAAAGUCUGUUGACUCUGCAGUGUUGGGCAAAUACAGUAUUUGGAGGAAAGAGAAUGAGAAUGAGAAUGCUGAUUCGACUGUUCGCUUGAUGCGUGACCAAAUGAUUAUGGCUAGGGUGUACAUAAGUCUUGCAACGAUGAAGGACAAGCCGGACUUGGGCCGAGAGCUACAAAAUCGGCUCAAAGAAAGUCAGCGUGCAUUAGGAGAGGCUACCACUGAUUCCGAUCUUCACCAUAGUGCAACUGAAAAGAUCAAAGCUAUGGGCCAAGUGCUAUCAAAAGCUAGAGAACAACUGUAUGAUUGUAAGCUAGUGACUGGGAAGCUUAGAGCAAUGCUACAAUCUGCAGAUGAACAAGUCCGCAGUUUGAAGAAGCAGAGCACCUUUCUAAGCCAGUUGGCUGCCAAGACCAUUCCAAAUGGAAUCCACUGCUUGUCACUGCGGUUAACAAUUGAUUAUCAUAUGCUUUCACCAGAAAAAAGGAUCUUCCCUAGAAGCGAGAAUCUAGAAAAUCCAAACCUUUACCAUUAUGCCCUCUUCUCUGAUAAUGUUCUUGCUGCCUCAGUUGUUGUUAACUCAACCAUCAUGAAUGCUAAGGAACCUGAGAAACAUGUUUUUCAUCUGGUGACUGACAAAUUAAACUUUGGAGCAAUGAAUAUGUGGUUUUUGUUGAACCCUCCAGGAAAAGCUACUAUCCAUGUUGAAAAUGUUGAUGAGUUUAAGUGGCUUAACUCAUCUUAUUGUCCAGUUCUACGGCAGCUUGAGUCUGCUGCCAUGAAGGAGUACUAUUUUAAGGCAGCUCAUCCCACCACACUUUCUGCUGGGUCUUCUAACCUGAAGUAUAGAAAUCCCAAGUACCUUUCAAUGCUUAACCAUCUCAGGUUUUAUCUCCCCAAAGUGUACCCUAAAUUGGAUAAAAUCCUGUUUCUUGAUGAUGAUAUUGUUGUUCAGAAAGACCUGACGGGACUAUGGUCAGUGGAUCUGCAUGGGAAAGUUAAUGGUGCUGUUGAAACCUGUGGUGAAAGCUUUCAUCGUUUUGACAAGUAUCUGAACUUUUCAAAUCCUCAUAUCGCUCGAAAUUUUGAUCCUAAUGCUUGUGGUUGGGCAUAUGGAAUGAACAUUUUCGAUCUUAAGGCAUGGAAGAAAAAGGAUAUUACGGGUAUAUACCAUAAAUGGCAGAAUAUGAAUGAAGACAGGGUUCUGUGGAAACUGGGUACUUUACCUCCUGGACUGAUCACUUUUUAUGGGCUUACUCAUCCGCUUGAGAAGUCUUGGCAUGUGCUUGGCCUGGGUUACAACCCAAGUGUUGAUCGUUCCGAAAUUGAUGGUGCAGCUGUCAUACACUAUAAUGGAAACAUGAAACCAUGGCUUGAGUUGGCAAUGACUAAGUACCGUUCAUACUGGACCAAGUACAUCAAGUUCGAUCAUCCUUACCUUCGCAACUGCAAGUUAAGUGAGUGAAGAACAAUGAAUUCAAUGGUAAAGCCAUUAUUUCCUCGUCUCCCUGAUGAGCAAUGGACUAUUCAUAUAAUUCUUGGUAGUCCUUUUGGAAAGGAAGGCGGUUGAUACGGUGGCAUGCACCUAUUGCCCAUCCCCGCAUUGUUUGUUCUCGUGCGUGAUUCAAUUUGAUUUGUUAGUAUAGUCCCCCAGGAUUAGGGGAUUAUAUCUGGGGCCUCAUCCGCCUGUAAGCUGUGACUGAGCUUCCGGACCUGCUACUUGUGAUCUGGGUGAUUGUAAACCUCAUUGUUUUUAGGAUUUAAUUUUUAGUAUUCUUUGGACGACCAACCAUAUGUUUGUAGAGAUAAACGAAUUAGGUUGUCUUUGUUAACCAGUUUAAGCUGUAUGCACACUUUGUUCAACCAAUUGUAACUUGUCAGCAAACGUCCUCGUUGGCCUUCUCAGAAAAGUGAGGGGAAAAAAUGGUGAAAAGCUGUUUGUUUAUUGUGGUUAGACUACCAAAUAAAUGCAUUUGCCGGAUCUCCUUCCAAAUAAA